UCUUAAUUUUCGUAAAUUUGUCAACAUUGCUCUCAAAGUAUCACCACUUGCGCAUGCGUAAAAAAGUAUUCUAUCCGGUUCACCAGGUGUCAGUGUUGUCGCGAAAAGUAAGAUGAAGAUAUUCUUUUCUAUUUUCUUUGUAUUUAUUUUCGUUGUGUAUGUUUGAAAAGUUAUGGAAGUUUGCUAAUAAAUUUAAAUUGAAUUGGCUUAAUAUGGUAUAAUUUUUACAAAGUUUAAGGUGUGCAAUACGAGAAAAUAUAGGCGAAUGUAAGAAAUUCAAAUUUAGCGCUUGCGUCUAUGUUCAAAGAGACAAACAUUUUCCUGGCACGUCAUCAACCAUGAUGAAAGCAGGAAACCGCGUCCCAUCGGUAAAGAUGGAGGAAAAUGAUAUAGAUUUAUAUGCAGAUGAUAUUGAUCAGGACUUUGCUCAGGACGAUUUUGGCGGAGAAAACGUAGAUUUAUAUGACGAUGUGAUAGCUGCACCAGCUGGGGCUAAUAAUGUAGACAAUUCUGGUGAUUCUAAUCAUCACGCACCUCCCGGUGCCAAUGAUGAAGCCGGCGGAAAUUUCACAGGUCCAACAGUCACUGCUAACAAUGUUAAUUCCUCAGGAAGAAGACACCAACUUUAUGUUGGAAACCUAACUUGGUGGACAACUGAUCAAGACAUUGAAAAUGCAGUUCAUGACAUUGGUGUAAAUGAUUUCCAUGAAGUGAAGUUUUUUGAACACAGGGCGAAUGGCCAAUCUAAAGGAUUCUGCGUCAUCUCUAUGGGCUCUGAACCCAGCAUGAGGCUGUGCUUAGAACUCCUUCCCAAAAAAGAGAUCAAUGGUCAAAAUCCUGUAGUUACCCCUCCCACCAAACAGGCACUAAGUAAUUUUGAAAGUCAGUCUAAAACACGUCCCUCCCCUACUAAUAAUACUAACUCACGUCCUCCCCAUCCUAACCAUCCUAAUUCUAAUGUUCACUCAGGUCCUAUGCAAAACUACGGAGGUAGAAUGCCAAUGAACCCAUCCAUGCGUCCCCUUCCCCCCGGUAUGCAAGGAGGCCCUCGUAUGCAGGGUCCUCCUGGUUUUAAUGGGCCCCCAGCUAUGAAUCAACAGCCUCCCAGAUUCCAGGGUAAUCAUCCACAAUGGAAUGGACCUAGACCCAAUGGCCCUGGGCCUAAUAUGGGUAUGAGACCAAUGGGACCUCCUCCUGGUCAACCUGGUGGACCUCCUAGACCACCUAUGGGUCCGCCUCAACAACAUCCCCCUAGGGGUAUGCAACCGCAGGGGCCGCCACCAAUGCGUCCAGAAUGGAACAGACCACCAAUGCAGCAAGGGUAUCCUCAAGGUCCGCCGCAUAUGCAAGGUCCGAACAUGGGUCCUAGGGGUCCGCCUCCGAUGGGACCCCCAGGUGCUCCACCGCAAGGACCUCCACAAGGACCGGCGCCUCAUGUUAAUCCUGCUUUCUUCCAGCAAGGAGGAGGACCGCCGCCACCAAUUCAACACAUGCCUGGACCAGGGCCCGUCAUGCCACCACAAGGACCACCUCAAGGUCCUCCUCACGGUCCAGUUGGGCCUCCUCAUGGUCCUCCAAUGGGUCCAACGAAUGUACCACCACAUGGCCCACCUCACGGUUACGGACCUCCAGCCACUAUGCCACAACCUUCUUACGGCGGCCCGCCUCCGGAUCAUCGUUCAGACAUUCCCCAAUUGACCGAACAGGAAUUCGAAGAUAUCAUGUCUAGAAACAGAACUGUAUCUUCCUCUGCCAUUGGCAGAGCUGUAUCUGACGCUGCUGCGGGCGAAUAUGCAAGCGCAAUAGAAACUCUUGUCACUGCUAUAUCUCUUAUUAAACAAUCUAAGGUAGCUAACGACGAUCGCUGCAAAAUUCUGAUCAGCUCCUUACAAGACACCCUGCGUGGCGUAGAAGACAAAUCUUACAGUUCGAGCCGUAGGGAUAGGUCUAGAUCUAGAGACAGAUCUCACAGAAGGACAAGAAGAGAAAGAUCAUCAUCGAGGUACCGCGACAGAAGCAGAGAUAGAGAACGUGAAAGAGACAGAGAUAGGGAUCGCGAGCGUGACAGAUAUUAUUCUGAUAGAUACAGCGAAAGGGAGCGAGACAGAGAUAGAUCUAGAAGCAGAGAAAGGACGGAGAGGGAAAGAGAGCGAGACUACAGAGAUCGAGAACCUGAGGAUACAUCACGAGUCUCAAGAUCAAGAAACAAGUCUCCAGACCCAGUUGAAGCUAGCAGUGAAGUGACUAAGUCUUCUAGAUACUAUGACGACAGGUAUAGAGAAAGAGAACGCGAGUCUGGACGAGCAAGAGAAAGUGAUCGCGACAGGGAACGAGAUCGCAGAGGUGAUGACAGCCAUCGUUCUAGACACUAACAAGUAAAAAAUAUAUAGUCUGGUCACAUAAUUAAUGGAUGGUAAUGGUUUGAUUUUUAUUUUUCGGGCUAUUAUAUAAAGUUAAUGAAAAAUUAGUUUUACAUGUGACUGUUCAUAGUUUUACAAUUUCCGUCACUAUUUGAUUCAAUAUUUACUAGAAAAAGAUUUUAUUAUGAUUUCUAUGUUGAUACUUCUUUUUAACCCUCAAAACAUUCAAGAAAAUAAUGUUGUAUAAACAUUUAUUUCAGUAAAAUAGUUAAAAAUAAAAUAUAAGCAAUUGUUUUGCAAGGUUUGAAAGAAAGAUGUGACCAUUUUUCCUGAACCUUGAGAAUAGUAUACAUUUUAAGUGGGAAUAUAGUUCCCAGGACCUGAUUAAGUGUUUACUGUCAUAAAAAUAAACAUUUAAGAAUAAGAUAAAACAAAUAAUCACAAGGAUUUAGCUCUGGCAAUCUCUACUC
Messenger RNA from Psylliodes chrysocephalus, 2830 nucleotides. The record is from the annotation of a GenBank genome assembly. Lineage: Eukaryota; Metazoa; Arthropoda; Insecta; Coleoptera; Chrysomelidae.